AUGGCUAUCCUCGCACUUGUAGAGGACCGCCCUACGCCCAAGGAGGUGUACAACUGGCGCGUCUACUUCUGCGCAAUCAUCGCGUCUUUUGCCAGUUGCACCAUCGGUUACGACUCUGCCUUCAUCGGAACUACCCUCGCUUUGCAAUCCUUUACUGAGGAAUUCCAAUUUAGUACCUACAGCAAGGAUGGCUUGGCUCUCCUCAAGUCCAACAUUGUCUCCGUCUACCAGGCUGGCGCCUUCUUCGGAAGUUUGUUUGCCUACGUCAGCAGUUACUUCCUCGGCCGCAAGAAGAGCUUGAUGGUCUUCACAACGAUCUUCCUCCUGGGCGCCGGCAUGAUGCUUGGCGCCAACCGUGAGCGAGGCCUUGGUCUUAUCCUCGCUGGCAGAGUCCUCGCGGGUAUCGGUGUGGGCGGCUGCUCCAACAUGACACCCAUCUACAUUUCUGAGCUUUCGCCCCCUGCGGUUCGUGGACGUCUUGUUGGAAUCUACGAGUUGGGCUGGCAGAUCGGCGGUCUCGUCGGCUUCUGGAUCAACUACGGUGUCGAUUCUACCAUGGCGCCUAGUCACUCCCAGUGGCUCAUUCCUUUUGCUGUCCAGCUGAUCCCCGCUGGCUUGUUGCUCGUUGGAGCCCUCUUCAUUCCCGAGUCGCCCCGCUGGCUCUUCUCCAAGGACAGGAGAGAGGAGGGAUUGAAAGCACUGUGUUGGAUGAGAAACCUGUCUCCCGACGACCAGUACAUCGUUGAGGAGUUGAGCUAUGUUGACGCCGAACUCGAGCGAUACCGCACAGAAGUUGGCGCUGGUUUCUGGAAGCCCUUCGCGUCGCUCAAGAACCGCAAGGUCCAGUGGCGCUUCUUCCUUGGCAGCAUGCUUUUCUUGUGGCAAAACGGCUCUGGUAUCAACGCCAUCAACUACUACAGCCCAACGGUCUUCAAGAGCAUCGGCAUUACUGGCGCCAACACUAGCUUCCUCACAACUGGCAUCUUCGGCGUUGUCAAGACUGUUGUUACGUUCGUGUGGCUUCUAUGGCUUAUUGACCAGCUCGGUCGUCGCAACCUUCUCAUGAUCGGCGCCAUUGGCGGAUCCCUGUGCAUGUGGUACAUUGGUGGCUACCUUGCUCUUAACCCGGCCUCUGCCAACACCGGCGGCGGUCUCUCCGGUGGCGGCAUCUCUGCUAUGGUUUUCUUCUACCUCUGGACAGUAUGGAACGGUACUCCUUGGGUCAUCAACUCCGAGAUGUUUGACCAAAACACGAGAUCGCUCGGACAAGCAAGUGCAGCUGCCAGCAACUGGUUCUGGAACUUCAUCAUCUCGCGUUUUACUCCGCAGAUGUUUAACGCCUGGGAUUAUGGAGUCUACUUCUUCUUCGCCUCCCUCAUGCUUUGCUCGGCCAUCUUUAUCUUUUUCCUCGUGCCCGAGACAAAGUCUGUGCCUUUGGAGAUGAUGGACCGUCUGUUCGAGAUCAAGCCCGUCUGGAGAGCAAACAAGACUAUUAUGGCCCAGUUGGCGGAUGACCCGAACUUCAGAGAGUACUCUGAUGCAAGGCUCGCAGAGAAGUCUGACGAUACGGAGUUCAACCAGGUAGAGAGGAAGGAGAGCGCUUAA
Messenger RNA from Colletotrichum spaethianum, 1605 nucleotides. Its product is annotated as quinate permease. Gene Ontology annotation, molecular function: carbohydrate:proton symporter activity. The record is from RefSeq and is a predicted model, not a curated record. NCBI's taxonomy places the organism in Eukaryota, Fungi, Ascomycota, Sordariomycetes, Glomerellales, Glomerellaceae. Gene Ontology annotation, biological process: transmembrane transport; carbohydrate transport. The coding region runs from base 1 to 1605 and encodes 534 amino acids. Gene Ontology annotation, cellular component: membrane. The transcript has 5 exons.